This is a messenger RNA of Neltuma alba, 1020 nucleotides long. Its product is annotated as cytosolic sulfotransferase 15-like. NCBI's taxonomy places the organism in Eukaryota, Viridiplantae, Streptophyta, Magnoliopsida, Fabales, Fabaceae. The coding region runs from base 1 to 1020 and encodes 339 amino acids. Gene Ontology annotation, molecular function: sulfotransferase activity. The transcript has a single exon. The record is from RefSeq and is a predicted model, not a curated record.
AUGGCUGAAACUUCCCUCACAAAAAGCCACUCAAAUGUUGAGUUCAACGACAUGGUUUACGAUGAAGAGUAUGAAAAUCUUGGCCAAGAAUAUAAGGAACUGGUUCUCUCUCUUCCCAGAGAGAAAGGUUGGGUUUCUUCAUACAUUUAUCUCAACCAAGAACUUUGGUACGGAGCAACUCAAAUUCAAGCCAUAAGCUUAUUUCACAAGCAGUUCCAAGCCAAAGAUAGUGAUAUUAUUAUAGCAUCUACACCAAAAUCAGGAACUACUUGGUUAAAGGCCCUUGUUUUUGCUAUUGUGAAUCGCAAUUGUUUCUCUCCCUCUCAAAAUAACCAUCCUUUGCUCAUUUCCAAUCCUCACGAACUUGUUCCUUUCUUUGAGUUUUACGUUUGUGAAAAUAACCAGAUACCUGACCUCUCCGACUUGCCUGAGCCAAGACUUUUUGGUACCCAUGUUCCAUUUCAUUCGUUACCCGAUUCAAUUACCAAGUCCAAAUGCAAGAUAAUAUAUAUUUGUCGCAACCCAUUUGACAAUUUUGUGUCUUUUUGGUUUUUCUACAACAAAAUUGUACCACCACCAUUACGCAAAUUAUCACGUGAGGAAGCCUUUGAGAGGUAUAUCAAAGGGAACAUGGAAUUUGGUCCAUUUUGGACAAACAUUUUGGGUUAUUGGAAGCAAAGCAAAGAGACACCAACUAGGGUUCUGUUUUUAAAGUAUAAUGACUUGAAAAGAGAUAUCAAGUAUCACUUGAAAACAGUGGCUGACUUCUUGGGUUUUGCAUUUAGCAUGGAGGAGGAAAGUAAUGGUGUCAUUGAAAGCAUCAGUGAGUUGUGUAGCUUUGAGAAAAUGAAGGGAUUGGAGGCAAAUAAGACAGGAAAAGUUUUUCAAAGGUAUGAAACAAAGAACUUUUUUAGGAAAGGUGAGGUAGGAGACUGGGUGAAUCAUUUUUCUCCUUGGAUGGAAGAGAGAUUGUCCAGAGUGAUAGAAGAGAAGUUGCGCGGAUCUGGUCUGUCCUUUUGA